Molecule: messenger RNA, 972 nt
Organism: Penicillium griseofulvum
Lineage: Eukaryota; Fungi; Ascomycota; Eurotiomycetes; Eurotiales; Aspergillaceae
Product: putative S-adenosylmethionine-dependent methyltransferase
Exons: 2
Coding region: 1-972 (323 amino acids)
Biological process (GO): peptidyl-lysine dimethylation; peptidyl-lysine monomethylation
Cellular component (GO): cytoplasm
Molecular function (GO): protein-lysine N-methyltransferase activity
Source: RefSeq, a predicted model, not a curated record
AUGGCUGAAGAAUCUCAUCCUGCAUACCUCUCGCCCAGCGAGCUGGGUACAAAAGACUACUGGGAAUCUUACUACGCCCGCACGCUAGCCCACAUCUCGCACGAAACCAGCAAAGAUCCCAACGCCAAUGGCAAAAACCAAAACGAUGACGAUGCCGCAUCAACUUCCGACCUAAAUGACGAAGAUGACCCUGGCACAUCCUGGUUCUCCGAACACAACGCCCCGCAAAAAGUCCUUCAUUUCCUCACACGCAAGUCCUUCCCUUUGUCGCCGCGCAAUACCCACAAGAAAGGCUCCCGCCAGCCAAGUGUUCUAGAUCUCGGAACUGGGAAUGGGAGUAUGCUUGCGCUGCUUAAGAAGAGGGGCGGGUAUGCGGGACGUCUUGUUGGCGUAGAUUACUCGCGUCAGAGUGUUGAGCUUGCGAGGGAGUUGCAGCGUGUGAGAGGACAUUCCGCUUAUCGGAGUGACUCGGAGGAUGAGGAUGAAUCUGAUGAGGAAGAGGCCGAGGCUGAGGCUGAGACUGAGGCUUAUGUACCGGAACAAGAAACAUCCAUCCAGUUCGAGGAGUGGGAUAUCCUCGGCUCUAAGGCUCUUCUUUCUGAGACUGGUCUCGAGGUUUCUCCUUCAGAGGAGGAAACUCUCCCCUGGUUCCCUUACCAAGAGGGUGGGUUCGACAUCGUGCUCGAUAAGGGGACGUUCGAUGCUGUCUCGCUAGCUGAUGAUGCGAAGACAACCCGUGUCUGCGAGAGGUACCCUGAUAUUGCGCGGCGUUUAGUGCGGCGUGGGGGCUUCCUGGUUGUUACUACCUGCAAUUGGACUGAGGAAGAGUUGGUGCAUUGGUUCACUGCGGAUCGGACGAGUGGGGAUCGAUUGGCGGUUUGGGGUCGUGUUGAGUAUCCUCGGUUCCGUUUUGGAGGACAUGAGGGACAGGGAGUUUGUACAGUGUGUUUCCAGAGGCUUGGGGAUGCUUGA